This is a messenger RNA of Anastrepha obliqua, 1099 nucleotides long. RefSeq names its product ribose-5-phosphate isomerase (gene Rpi). Lineage: Eukaryota; Metazoa; Arthropoda; Insecta; Diptera; Tephritidae. The transcript has a single exon. Gene Ontology annotation, molecular function: ribose-5-phosphate isomerase activity. The record is from RefSeq and is a predicted model, not a curated record. Gene Ontology annotation, biological process: D-ribose metabolic process; pentose-phosphate shunt, non-oxidative branch. Gene Ontology annotation, cellular component: intracellular membrane-bounded organelle. Bases 61 to 891 code for a protein of 276 amino acids.
GUAUUCUUUAAAACUUCGACAGGCCAUCUAGUUUAGUUACGCUGCAUUUAAUGUCAUCAUAUGUCAAGGGCACAUAUUCGUUUGCUGUACACUAUAGAUUAUUCCUGGAAUCUCAAUUACCUAACUAGGAAAACAUUAACAAGUUUGUCAACAACACUGCCGCUCAACGCAAAUAAAAGCAAAAUGUCUCUGAACGAAGCCAAACGCAUUGCCGCACACCGUGCCGUCGACGAUUGGGUGAAAACGGACACCUCUGUUGGAGUUGGAAGCGGAUCAACUGUGGUGUUUGCAGUGGAGCGACUCGCCGAACGAGUGCAUAAGGAAGGUUUGAAUGUGGUAUGUGUGCCAACAAGCUUUCAGGCACGCCAACUAAUAGUGCAGCAUAAGCUAACACUCGGAGAUCUCGAUCAAAAUCCCAAACUGGCAGUGACAAUUGAUGGCGCUGAUGAGGUGGACCGUAAUAUGGUUUUAAUUAAAGGUGGUGGGGGAUGUUUGCUGCAAGAAAAGAUUGUUGCAUCUUGCUCAGAAAACAUGGUGGUAAUUGCGGAUUACACAAAAAAUUCAGAACAUUUAGGUGACCAAUAUAAUAAGGGCAUACCUAUCGAAGUGGUGCCGAUGGCAUAUGUACCGAUUAAAGCUCGUAUUGCAGCUAAGUACGGUGGCGAAUUAAAGCUGCGUAUGGCUGUGGCCAAAGCUGGGCCGUGCGUAACCGAUAAUGGUAAUUUCAUACUAGAUUGGCAUUUCCCGAAAAAAUGUGACUGCGAUUGGGAAAAAGUGAAUAUGGAGCUAUUGCAAAUACCUGGCGUCGUUGAAACAGGACUAUUUGUGCGCAUGGCGGUUAAAGCUUACUUCGGUAUGGCUGAUGGUAGUGUAAAGACACAGGAGAAAUAAAGUAUGCGUUAAGUAGUAGGAAGAUUUUUAAGACUUAGAUUACAAAUUAUGGAUUAAUACCACAUUUCAUAUCUAGUUUUUAAUGUUCUUUCUUUAAUUUUUGACACCGGGUGUAUCGUUCGUACAUUAAUUAGCAAUAUCAAAACGUUCAUGAGCUAAUUAUUCUUUAUAUUUAAAUUACAAAUGUAAUAAAUAAUACAAUUACCAA